Molecule: messenger RNA, 936 nt
Organism: Recurvomyces mirabilis
Lineage: Eukaryota; Fungi; Ascomycota; Dothideomycetes; Mycosphaerellales; Teratosphaeriaceae
Exons: 5
Coding region: 1-936 (311 amino acids)
Biological process (GO): ceramide biosynthetic process; ceramide catabolic process
Cellular component (GO): endoplasmic reticulum membrane
Source: RefSeq, a predicted model, not a curated record
AUGGCUGUGCACUCACGCCCGAUGCUUACCGGGAAUGGCUACAAGCCUUUCUGGGGCCCACAGACAAGUGCGGUGAACUUUUGCGAGGAGGACUAUGUGAUUACGCAUCUGGUUGCCGAAUUCUUCAACACAGUAACAAGCUUAUUGUACAUCGCAUAUGGUGUCCAUGGCAUCCGACGGUACAAGCGCAAGAACGUCAAUGUACUCGCCGAUGUCAACCUGCCUUACUGGGGACUCGUCGGCGUGGGCGUCUUCUCAGGCGCAUACCAUAUGACUCUGAAGUAUCACACUCAGAUGUGUAUGCUUAAUCCAACCAUCGAAACAUCCAACGCUGACAUGUUGCCAGCUGACGAGCUAUCAAUGCAUGUUGCCACCGGGACUGUAAUGCAUCAGCUCUUUACCUUCAAGCAGCCACCUGAAAGAAAGCGCCUUAUCCGAGCAGGACUACUUGGAGUCUUGAUACCCUUCUACAUUUACCAUUGUCUGACUGACGAGUUCACGGUCCAUGUCAUCCUCUUCCUGAGUAUGGUUUUUACCGUCAUCUGGAAGACGCGGAAGGAGAUCCAGAUACACAUAACCCGCCCUGAAGACCGCAGCAAAUUGACGAAGUUGACAACGUUUGGAAGCUUCUGUGCUGUGUUGGCUUAUGUCCUUUGGAACAUCGAUGUGAAUUGCUGCGCAAUGUUGACAAGGUGGAAGCAUCAAGUGGGAAUGCCCUGGGCUGUGGUGUUGGAGCUCCAUGGAUGGUGGCAUGUGUUGACUGCCAUUGCUUCGUAUGCUUUCAUGGCCAUCAUUGAGUUCUUGACCUUUCCAGAUGACUUGAAUGACAAAACCCGAUCAGCGCGAGGCAUUGGCUUUGCAUGGCCAGCCACGACUGUGAUGCGGGAGCUGGGAGGUGCUGCAAAUGGUGGUGACGGAGAUGCAGAACGUCGUUGA